ACUCCUCUGGGGUUUAACUUUACCAGGAUCACAAAUUCUGAAAACGUGGGAGAAAAACCUUGGAUUAUCAUGGGUAACUUGUCUGUUCUCACAUUCAUGUGGUUGCUGCUGUUGUCGAUGAGUUGGGAAGUGACCUCAACGUCAGAUUGUAAAAUCAAUGCCAAUGGAUGCAGUGUCCCGCUUGGCUUACCGGCUCCCUACAAAAAAACCUUCACUCCGGCUUGCAACAAACACGAUGUUUGCUAUUACUGCGGAGAGCUCUACGGAUGGGAUCAGAGACAAUGUGAUGAGGCCUUUAAAAGCGACAUGUACACACUGUGCGAAAAAAAUGGAAAACGCUGGUUCAGUCUCGGGGAUCUGCUGAACAAAAAGAAAAGAUGCAAGAAACUGGGUGCGGAUGCUUACUACACAGCUGUUAGAUCCUUUGGUCACCUGUAUUGGGAGAAAAAUCCGCCUUCCUGGUGUCAGGCAGCAUGCGCCAAAAAUCUCGGAGAUCCUAAUAGGCCGCUGAAUAUGUGAGAAUGUGCAGUUGAAUGAGAAAGAACAGAUGUGUUGAUGUAUGAUAGAGAAUAGCAAAGAAAAUUCAUUCAAAAUGUGGGAAAUAAAGAAUGAAAC
This is a messenger RNA of Pocillopora verrucosa, 615 nucleotides long. Its product is annotated as conodipine-P2. The record is from RefSeq and is a predicted model, not a curated record. Gene Ontology annotation, molecular function: A2-type glycerophospholipase activity. Gene Ontology annotation, biological process: arachidonate secretion; phospholipid metabolic process. NCBI's taxonomy places the organism in Eukaryota, Metazoa, Cnidaria, Anthozoa, Scleractinia, Pocilloporidae.